Molecule: messenger RNA, 1431 nt
Organism: Pseudo-nitzschia multistriata
Lineage: Eukaryota; Bacillariophyta; Bacillariophyceae; Bacillariales; Bacillariaceae
Source: the annotation of a GenBank genome assembly
ACGCUGAAGGGAAUUCGAAGCGACGACAAUGGAACAUCUCUUCACCGAACGUCCCCCGGGCAACAACCCAGCAAUGCGCUGUUGCAACCCUGGAUAGAAACAUACAUCGCCUUAUACCGAUGGAUAAAAAAGAGUGUCCUGCUUCGGCUUGGUUCGCUGCGAUGAACAGAAAAACGAGGGAUCGAGAGUCAAACACCUACAUCUUGAAAGAACCGAAGCUCACGGUUCUGAUACUAUACUACAACGAUGAUCGACUUCUCGCACAUCAAUUGGAUUCCUGGAUAAAUUAUUCCGAAGAAGUUCUAUCCCGAAUUAGAUUCGUCAUCAUCGAUGAUGGAAGCAUUGUUGGACAUCGUGCAAAAGAAUUUCUCGAAUUAAAUGUUCAUAACAAAUCCGAUAAUCUUGACAAUGAAUCUACUACUACAUCUAUUGAAGAGACAAACAUCCAACGAAUGAAAUCCAAUCACAGCAACGCCGAUGAGAAGAAUCACUACGGAUCCGAAGCUUCAAACGUGACUUCACUAGACAUCCGCAUCUACGAAAUAGAUCAGGACAUUGACUGGAACGUUGGUGGAGCACGCAAUCUCGGCUUUUGGAUAGUAUCUCAGAAUUAUGGAGAAUCUUUCAAUGCCGAGACGUCAGGACACAAAAUUAAACCAGUUAGAAAUAGCACUUCGCCGUGGGUAUUUAUGAACGAUGCAGACGUUCUUGUCCCAUUGGAAACGAUGGAAUUCGUUCUCGGAUUGAUGGAGAAGAAGUCAAAUUUGAGCGCUGACUCUGCAUCCUCAGUUUCUGUCGGAGCGAAGUCUCACUUUCCCGAGAGUGAUGCAUAUAUGAACGAGACAAAUCCUGUGUAUGCAAAUUUCCAGAGAAUUGGCAGAAAAGGAAAACUGAAAAACAAAUAUCCUCACCCCGCAGUGAUGUUGACUACAACAGACUCUUAUUGGGCCGCAGGUGGGUGUGACGAAGAUUUUGUGGGGAAUUAUGGCUGGACCGAUCCGCAUUUUUUUUAUAGAGCCAACGAAAGCCCCUCGCUGGAAGUUGUUAGCAUUCACAAACGAAUGGAUAAGUUCUCCAUUCCACCCCUCGUUGAGAUGUCGAAGAAAUACGAGAAAUCGUGUCCCGAAACAUUGAGUUGCCUGCCACUUCCAGCAGAACACAAACCCAAAACGAAAAAGAAGAGGAAAGAUCGAUCGAGCGACAAACGAGAUAACGAAGAAAAAUAUUUCACAAAACCCAAACUGUCGAAAAAUAACACCAUCAACAACGAACUAUACAUUCAUAAAACAACCGAAGGCGAUUGGUCGGACAAAUACCUAAGAUUCACUUGGAGACGUGUUUGGUAGACCUCGAAGAUUGUAGGAUCGUUUUCGGCACGCUGCAACUUUUUCGAAUCCUCCGAAUGAAUUCUAAUGAAUCUACUGAUCCACA